UUCACCUCUUGUUGGCCUCUCAUCAUAUGCCUUAUUAUGUAGUGCUAGUUCUCUCUUUGCUUUCUAACAUUGAUGAAUUUCUUCUUCUUAAACUGUUUUUCAUAACUGAAGCUCCUACCAUAUACUUAGCAUAUAUGGCUACUACACUAUUCCUAAUUUCUUUUGCAGUAUCAUUAGUAGUAUUAGUGCCAUCACAAUCUUCUUCUCUUGUAGCCAAAUUUAAAAUUUAUCAGAGGCACUCUGACAAGGUCACUGGUGUCUUAGGCGGGAGAGGGUUGCCAAAACAAGGCACGGUGGAGUACUACUCCGCCUGGAUAACUCAUGACCGACCAGCACAGGCACGGUGGAUUUUUACCGGCACUGACUUUUGCUGGGGGUGAUAGAAAAAUUGGGAAAGUAAGUUUAAUUUAGUUCAUACAAAUUCUUUGGCUACCCAGCUUUUUUAUAUGUUGAAUUUUUAAACAGUUUUAUCACCCCACUAAUGGCUCAUAUAUAUAUAUAUUAGCAUUUCUAUCUGUACUAGUGUAUUUUGACUCUCAUGUUUUUUACUCAGCUGCUGAUAGCUCAAAUGUUGCCUUGUUUCGAAGUAACUAAAAAAGAAAUAAUUAAAACAAACAAAUUUUCAAGCUAGCCGGCCAUUAUGUAUUAUGUUCCGGUGUGCCACAAUUAUGAAUUGUUUGAUGUCACAUUUUUUCUAUUUCAGCCUCCAUUAUGCUGAAAUACGAGUUGGGACUCCUCCCGUGUCGGUCGCAAUUGACACGGGGAGCGAUAUAUCUUGGUUGCCAUGCGGCUGCACAGACUGUGCACACUUGUAUGGGACAAACAAAAAUUCUCAAUAGUUACAGCCCAAAGUCAUCAUCCACAAGUGCAAUUGUUUCUUGUGACAGCCCAGAAUGCUGGCCCAAGAAACUACAAUGCCAGCACCUACAGAGUCGACUAUACGUCAGAUAGCACUUCGAGUACAGGCAUCCUUGUCAAGGAUGUAUUGCACUUGGAAACCUUUGACAAGAAACGCCACUCUAGUACUGCACCUGUAAUAUUCAUCGGGUGUGGAAUGGUUGAAACAGGCACCAUUCUGGAGAAGGGUGCAGUAAACGGUUUGCUAGGCCUGGGGUUUAACACUCCUUUGGAUGUUCCAACCGUUUUAGCAUCCAAAGGGUUAGUCCCCAACUCAUUCUCCUUGGAGACAAGGGUAGCAGUAAGAUAUAGUUCAAAUCUUCAAUGUUUUCUGAACCAUGGUUGUAUGAAAAACAUUUUAAAUAUUUACAAACAGAACCCAUGUGCAGUGACUAUAUUCUUAUCUUGGCUCAAUGCAGCAACGGUUACAACAUUAGAAUACAGCAAAUAAGUGUGGAACAUAUAGUAACCGAUGUUGACUUUGUAGCAGUAGUUGAUUCUGGUUGCUGUUUCCUUGUUAAAUAAAGAGGUGUAUACCCUUGUUACAAAAAAAGUGAGUUAGAAACUUUAUUUCUAGUAAUUUGCAUUUCUUUUUAGUUUGAGGAUUAAGAUUCUUCAAUAUCUUUGCAGUUCAAUUUUCUUGUGAAAGAUCCCCACAGUGUUCCCCCUUCAUAUGUUCAAUUUGAAUAUUGUUAUGGGUGCGUUACAGUAGAUCUUUGUUAGGGACCGGGCCUAAAGAUACUAAGAAUAAAGGACCGGGCCCAUUAGAGUAUUAAUAAGAAUAGAGUGUAUGAGUUUAGUAUAAAUAGAAGAUAGCAGGGGAGAUUUAGUAGGCUGUUUAGACUUUGACUUUGGGACUUUGGGAGAUCGAGAACUAUUCUCUUUCUUUGGGGGGCUUCGGCUCAACUGGGGGCUUCGGCCAUUUGUUACGAUUACUGUUCUUCUUCUUCUCUAAUAAAAUUGCACACAAAUAAAAGCUCCUAUUGGGCUCCAUCUUUGAGCCUAAAAAUGAAAGAAGGGGCGAACUUCUAUGUUACCCAUCCCACUGUUAUAUUGCCUUUUCAAAUGGGAGGAUACAUAUACUGUUUAGCAAUUCAUGAAAAUAAAGAAAAUGAUCUAAACAUUAUUGGGCAUAAUUUUAUGAUGGGCUACCAUCUUGUGUUUGAUCGUGAAAGGUCAGUUCUGGGACGGAAACCAUCAGACUGUAUAGCAAAAGAAGCAAACACAACUGAUUCUAAUGGAGCAUCAUUGCCAACAAUGGCGAGCAUAUUCGUGUUCUUUUUAGCUUAUAUUUCCACUUCACAUAUUAUGUGAUCGUUUCACAAGUACAACUGUACAAGGCUAACUAAUAUGGUUCAGUCUAGAGUACAUAGCCAAAAGAAUUUGCAAAUGUACAUAUACGCAAUAAGUACUGUCAUGUUUUUUUUCCCAAAAUAUGACUAAUUACUGUCAUGUUUUGGCAGUACCAGACUUCAAACAUGGUAGUAUUUUCUAAACGUGGCAGUAAUUACUCCUAUUUUGGGAAUAAAAAGUAUGACAAUCCUAUUUUGGAAUUUUCGAACUGUUUGUCCUAUUUCGGGAACUUUCCCAUAAAAAAAUUGUUCCUCUUGUCACAACCAUCCAUGUAAUUCUAGAUUUGGAUGAAAAAUUGAAUUCAAG
Molecule: messenger RNA, 2556 nt
Organism: Cuscuta europaea
Lineage: Eukaryota; Viridiplantae; Streptophyta; Magnoliopsida; Solanales; Convolvulaceae
Source: the annotation of a GenBank genome assembly